Messenger RNA from Durio zibethinus, 2286 nucleotides. Its product is annotated as aspartic proteinase-like. Gene Ontology annotation, molecular function: aspartic-type endopeptidase activity. The record is from RefSeq and is a predicted model, not a curated record. Lineage: Eukaryota; Viridiplantae; Streptophyta; Magnoliopsida; Malvales; Malvaceae. Gene Ontology annotation, biological process: proteolysis; lipid metabolic process.
GAGAGUGGAGACCACUAAAGGAAUAUAAAAAUAUCUUCGUCGUUUCUGCUUUUCACUUCAUUUUUCUGCUCUGCCUUUUCUUCUUGAAAUCAUCAAAAAAUACUCGCAGUUAUCAGAAUGGGUACAAUAGUGACAACUAUUACUGUCACUCUUUUUCUUUGUCUUCUUCUAUUUCCUAUCGUCUUUUCCACACCCAAUGGCAGAUUGUUUAGAAUUGGACUCAAAAAGAGAAAGUUUGAUGGAAACAAUCGGUUGGCUGCUCACCUUGAUUCCAAGGAGGGAGAGGCAUUGAGAGCUUCUCUUAGACAGCAUCAUCUCCAUGGGAACUUACGGGAAGCAGAGGACAUUGAUAUUGUGGCACUAAAGAACUACUUGGAUGCGCAGUACUUUGGUGAGAUUGGUAUCGGCACUCCUUCACAGAAUUUCACUGUGAUUUUUGACACUGGUAGUUCUAAUUUGUGGGUGCCUUCAUCUAAGUGUUAUUUCUCGAUAACUUGCUAUCUCCAUUCAAGAUAUAAAUCAAGCCGUUCACGUACCUACAAGGCUAAUGGUAAACCUGCGGAUAUCCAAUACGGCAGUGGAGCUAUUUCUGGAUUCUUUAGUGAGGACCAUGUAACAGUUGGUGAUCUUGUAGUUAAAAUUCAGGAAUUUAUUGAGGCAACAAGAGAGCCCAGCAUAACAUUUUUGGUUGCCAAGUUUGAUGGUAUACUUGGACUUGGAUUCCAAGAGAUUUCAGUUGGAAAUGCUGUGCCUGUGUGGUACAAUAUGGUCAAUCAAGGUCUUGUUAAGGAACCGGUUUUUUCAUUUUGGUUUAACCGCAAUCCUGAGGAUGAUGUAGGAGGAGAAGUGGUUUUUGGCGGGGUGGAUCCGAAACAUUACAAGGGGGAUCACACUUAUGUUCCUGUAACAAGGAAGGGAUAUUGGCAGUUUGAUUUGGGUGAUGUCCUGAUUGGUAACCAAACAACUGGAUUUUGUGCCAGUGGCUGCAGUGCUAUUGCAGAUUCUGGGACUUCCUUGUUGACUGGUCCCACGGCCAUCAUUGCUCAAGUCAAUCAUGCUAUUGGAGCAUCAGGGGUUGUAAGUCAAGAAUGCAAGGCUGUAGUUUCACAAUAUGGAGAAAUGAUAAUAGAUAUGCUACUAGGAAAGGAUCAGCCACUGAAAAUUUGCUCACAAAUAGGUUUGUGCACCUUUGAUGGAACUCGAGGUGUAAGUAUGGGGAUUGAAAGCGUUGUGAAUGAGAAUGCUGGAAAAGCCUCUAGCAAUUAUCGUGAUGCAAUGUGUUCCGUCUGUGGGAUGGCAGUUAUAUGGAUGCAAAACCAACUUAAGCAGAACCAGACACAGGAGGGUAUACUAGACUAUGUGAAUGAGCUCUGUGAUCGGUUGCCUAGUCCAAUGGGAGAAUCAGUUGUUGAUUGUAACAGUCUAUCUUCUAUGCCUAAUGUUUCAUUCACAAUAGGUGGAAAGAUAUUUGAGCUCACCCCUGAGCAGUAUGUCCUGAAAGUGGGCGAGGGAGAUAUAGCUCAAUGCAUAAGUGGAUUCACUGCUCUGGAUGUACCACCUCCUCGCGGACCACUCUGGAUCCUGGGCGACGUCUUUAUGGGCCAGUUCCAUACAGUGUUUGACUAUGGGAACAUGCAAGUUGGAUUUGCUGAGGCUGCAUAAGCGAAACUUAUUUACAUUUAAACACCUUAGUUUAAUGCAGUGCUAGUAGUACUCUUAAAAUGUGUGGAAUUAAGUAUCAAAUGAUAAUUACAUGUAAAUAUAUGUGCAACAUGAUCUGUGAGUUUUCACUAGAUUGUUGCUUGUGAUGCACUUUGAUUAAGAAAGAAUUUCCCGUGAUCGAUAAUUACCUAUAAUAGUAUAAUGGUGCAACUGAUUUUAGCUUUUAUUCAAGCUAAGAUGACUUUCGCAGCUACUUGAACUCGGAAUGCUGAACUUUGCGAUUCUUGCUGGAAAGGUACGUAGUUCCUGAUAAUUCUUAAGUAUGUUUAAUCAUUCAUGUACUUUGCAAUCUGGUUGAGUGCUCAAUGUUGCAGGAUAUGAGGCUUGCAAAUUGAUGUAGUAAUUCUUUUCUCAUCUAGAAGAAUUGAUUAAUCAUUAAAAUUAUUGCAGUCAGGUACUUAGAUGUUGGUUAGACAUAUUUGCCAGCUUAGUGUAAUGAAUGGAUGGCUGGCAUGAUUAAAGGAUGGAUUUAUGGGUGAUUUUGAUGUUCACUUAAUGAACCCAUAUGAUUUAUGUAUAAGAAAAUUCGAGUCGUUUUAGCUUCGAAUUUAUUUAGUUUGCGUC